AUGGAGUCCAUCGAAUUGGAUCACCAGCAACUUAUUGAAAUGAACAUGGCCGGCUUCCCCGACACGGUCGAGGCCAGAGCAUCCUUGGGUGGCCCCCUUUAUUCUUCCGACGCCACCACCUCAUCAUCUUCACUUGUCUCUAAUGAGACUUCAGUGUUUGGGGAAGAAUCAAACUACCAGACCUCAAUCGAAGAGACUCCCAUCAAAGAAGAGAAUUUCAUCAAAGAAGAGACUCCCCUCAAAGAGAUUCCUCUCAAAGAUACCCCACUCGAAGAGGCCUCAGAAGAAGAGACCUCAGAAGAAGAAGCCUCAGGAGACGACGACGACAGCGACGAUGAAGACAAAUUGUUCACCAAAGACAACAGAUGUCUACGAUGCCUGAAGAUAUGCUCCUACAACAACAGAGCAGACCACCGAAGAGCCCACGGCCUUCCAAGCUCUGAGAGCGAAGACGAAAUGUUCACCCAAGACAACCGAUGCCUACGAUGCCUCAAGUCGUGCGCCUACAACAACAGAGCAGACCACCGAAGAGCCCACGGCCUUCCAAGCUCUGAGAGCGAAGACGAAAUGUUCACCCAAGACAACCGAUGCCUACGAUGCCUCAAGUCGUGCGCCUACAACACCCGAGCAGACCACCGAAGAGUCCACUCCCUCCAGGGCUCUGAGGGAGUGACGGUCCCCAACACCAAAAGAUGUACCUGCUGCGCUAUUCGCGGCGAACAAUGCAUUGUGGCAAAGGAGCCAUGCCGCAAGGGGCUCAACACUAUCCGAUGCUUAAAAUGCAUCAGCAACCACCGAUCUUGCUCCUUCAAGAAGACUUUCAAGCGCCUGCGGGUCAGCAGUCUCCAAUACCACCCAGCAAGGUUGGCAUGA
This is a messenger RNA of Metarhizium acridum CQMa 102, 873 nucleotides long. The record is from RefSeq and is a predicted model, not a curated record. Lineage: Eukaryota; Fungi; Ascomycota; Sordariomycetes; Hypocreales; Clavicipitaceae.